This is a messenger RNA of Opisthocomus hoazin, 1508 nucleotides long. It is a transcript of the gene CRKL, whose product is annotated as CRK like proto-oncogene, adaptor protein. The record is from RefSeq and is a predicted model, not a curated record. Gene Ontology annotation, molecular function: receptor tyrosine kinase binding; signaling adaptor activity. Lineage: Eukaryota; Metazoa; Chordata; Aves; Opisthocomiformes; Opisthocomidae. Gene Ontology annotation, biological process: enzyme-linked receptor protein signaling pathway; positive regulation of ERK1 and ERK2 cascade; cell migration. Gene Ontology annotation, cellular component: cytoplasm.
AUGUCCUCCGCCGCUCGUUUCGAUUCAUCGGACCGCUCCAGCUGGUACGUGGGCCCGGUGUCUCGGGCGGAGGCACAGACGCGGUUGCAGGGGCAGCGGCAUGGCAUGUUCCUGGUGCGGGACUCGUCCACCUGCCCGGGGGACUACGUGCUCUCCGUGUCCGAGAACUCUCGGGUUUCCCACUACAUCAUUAACUCCUUGCCCAACCGCCGCUUUAAGAUCGGCGACCAGGAGUUUGAGCACCUGCCUGCCCUGCUGGAGUUCUACAAGAUCCACUACCUGGACACCACCACCCUCAUCGAGCCUGCGCCCAGGUACCCAAGUCCACCAAUGGGAUCUGGAUCUGCCCCUGCUAUGUCCACUGCAGAAGAAAAUGUGGAGUAUGUUCGGACUCUCUAUGACUUUCCUGGUAAUGAUGCUGAGGAUCUUCCAUUUAAAAAGGGCGAGAUACUGGUGAUUGUAGAGAAGCCAGAAGAACAGUGGUGGAGCGCCAGAAACAAGGAUGGUCGGAUUGGGAUGAUUCCUGUUCCUUAUGUAGAAAAGCUAAUCAGAUCUCAUGGAAAGCAUGGAAACAGAAAUUCCAACAGUUACGGUAUUCCAGAGCCUGCCCAUGCGUAUGCUCAGCCUCAAACCGCAAGUCCCCUUCCCUCGGUAUCUAGUACACCUGGAGCAGUGAUCAAUCCUCUGCCAUCAACACAGAAUGGACCAGUCUAUGCCAAAGCUAUCCAAAAGAGAGUACCCUGUGCUUAUGACAAGACUGCACUGGCAUUAGAGGUUGGAGAUAUUGUGAAGGUUACAAGGAUGAACAUAAACGGUCAGUGGGAAGGAGAAGUCAACGGUCGAAAAGGGCUCUUCCCAUUCACGCAUGUCAAAAUAUUUGACCCUCAAAACCCAGAUGAGAAUGAAUGAUUCCUUCUGCCUGAUUUAUACUGCUGCUUCAUUUUUGUGGCUAUCAUUAGCAUUGUUUGAGGUGGGAUGAUGACUUAAUGGCACAUUGCUAGCAUUGCCCAUUUUCCAGCUUGCUGCAGUUUGACAGUUCUUUUAAUGUACAUUUGGAAUACAUACAACUGAAGUCACUGCCUGACCUUCGUACCAUAGUUGCAUCAUCCAGAAUUUAGUUUCACUUUUAAAACUCUAUUGAGCCUUAGGCUGGAGAAGACUGAACUAGGAUAUAGCAGAGAAGUAUGGGAAGAAAACCUUUCCUGUUGAGACUUUGAUGGACCUUUUCUGGCUUGCUCAGUAGGAAGAGCCCUAAUCUUAGAUCAAACAUGCAACUUGUGCAUCACUGUCCAACAAAAAGCAACAAUAAAAAUGCAAUUUUAGGACUGAGGACAACUUAGUUUUAAGAGAACCUGUCCUAAGGUAGUACAUUUAAAAUUAUGGUCUCUUUAAAGGACAAUAAUUGAAGCUUAGGUAUUCUAAGCAGCUGAAUUAGAGGCUGCUCUUUCCUGUUAACUCGUCAGCUUGUGGUUGACCUUCCUGAAACAGUGUGUGUUAAAUGCAAAUAA